Molecule: messenger RNA, 1482 nt
Organism: Folsomia candida
Lineage: Eukaryota; Metazoa; Arthropoda; Collembola; Entomobryomorpha; Isotomidae
Gene: rdx
Product: speckle-type POZ protein
Exons: 7
Coding region: 134-1393 (419 amino acids)
Biological process (GO): regulation of proteolysis; proteasome-mediated ubiquitin-dependent protein catabolic process
Cellular component (GO): cytoplasm; nucleus
Molecular function (GO): ubiquitin protein ligase binding
Source: RefSeq, a predicted model, not a curated record
UUUUCCCAAGGUUUCACACACACACACACAAGGUUUCCCUUUUCCUUCUCUUCUUCUCUUGUUGUUCCUUCUUUUUUGUGAGAAAAUAAAAAUCCCCACCGAUAAAAACACUGCCCCCCUCAGAUAACCAACAAUGGCCAACAACGCUGCUGGCCCUGCAGCCGCUGGCGCCGCCGGUGGCGCAGCUCCUCCCGCCCCACCCAACAACCCACCCCAACCGAAUAUAAACAAUGCAAAUUCGACGAGUGGUUCAGGAAAUAAUGCAAUCAGUCGAAAUAUUCCGUCCCCUCCGCCCCCGCCUGAAGCCCCCACCCCCGUCGCGGAGAAUUGGUGUUACACGCAGGUAAAAGUGGUAAAGUUCAGCUACAUGUGGACCAUCAACAACUUUUCCUUUUGUCGGGAGGAGAUGGGUGAGGUUUUAAAGUCCAGCACGUUCUCGGCAGGGGCCAAUGAUAAACUCAAAUGGUGCUUGAGGGUCAACCCAAAGGGGCUGGAUGAAGAAUCGAAGGACUACCUGUCGCUCUACCUCCUCCUCGUCUCCUGCAACAAGUCCGAGGUCCGAGCCAAGUUCAAGUUUUCCAUUUUGAAUGCCAAAAGGGAAGAGACCAAAGCGAUGGAGAGCCAAAGAGCGUACAGAUUCGUGCAGGGCAAGGACUGGGGGUUCAAAAAGUUUAUCAGGCGGGACUUCCUCUUGGACGAAGCGAACGGCCUCCUCCCGGACGACAAACUCACGAUAUUCUGCGAAGUCUCCGUGGUUGCGGAUUCCGUGAACAUUUCCGGCCAGUCCAACGCCGUACAAUUCAAAGUUCCAGAGUGUAAACUGAGCGAGGAUUUAGGAGCACUGUUCGAGAGUCAAAAAUUCAGUGAUGUCACGCUGGCGGUGAUCCCGGGGAAGGAGUAUCAAGCUCAUAAAGCCGUGUUGGCAGCGAGGAGUCCGGUGUUUGCGGCCAUGUUCGAACAUGAGAUGGAGGAGAGGAAGCAGAACCGCGUGGAGAUAACGGACGUGGACAACGAAGUCCUCAGGGAAAUGCUGAGGUUUAUCUACACCGGGAAGAGUGGCAACCUCGACAAAAUGGCGGAUGAUCUCUUGGCGGCGGCGGACAAGUACGCCCUGGACCGCCUCAAAGUGAUGUGUGAAGAAGCCCUGUGCACCUCCCUCUCGGUGGAAAAUGCGGCGGAAGUUCUGAUCCUCGCGGAUCUCCACUCGGCGGAUCAACUCAAGGCCCAGGCGAUUGACUUCAUUAACAUCCACGCCACCGAGAUAAUGGAAACCCUUGGUUGGAAAUCCAUGGUCCACUCCCAUCCGCACCUGAUCGCGGAGGCAUUUCGAGCCCUUGCCACCCAACAAAUCCCACCCAUCGGACCACCAAGAAAAAGGAUUAAACAAAACUAGUUUUAUUAACUUUCGGUUAUUGUUUUUUUAUUGAAAGAUUAAUUUUUAUGCCGUGAAAUCAAUAAAAAAAAAUUCGCAAAAAAUAUGAA